Molecule: messenger RNA, 2325 nt
Organism: Candidozyma auris
Lineage: Eukaryota; Fungi; Ascomycota; Pichiomycetes; Serinales; Metschnikowiaceae
Gene: VPS27
Product: ESCRT-0 subunit protein VPS27
Exons: 1
Coding region: 1-2325 (774 amino acids)
Biological process (GO): protein transport to vacuole involved in ubiquitin-dependent protein catabolic process via the multivesicular body sorting pathway; protein targeting to vacuole
Cellular component (GO): ESCRT-0 complex
Molecular function (GO): metal ion binding; ubiquitin binding; phosphatidylinositol-3-phosphate binding
Source: RefSeq, a predicted model, not a curated record
AUGUCCUGGUUUGGAGGCUCUGAUCCCAUUGCAGAACUUGAUGCCAAGAUUGAAGAGGCUAGCUCAGAAACCAUCCCCAAUGGGGAAAUGGAUAUUGCUGUAGGCCUUGAAAUCACAGAUAUCAUUCGAAGCAAAAAAGUGCCCCCCAAGAACGCAAUGAGAUGUUUGAAGAAGAGGUUGACAAAAGUUUACCAGAAUCCUAAUCUCUUACUCUCAACUUUGAAAGUGAUAGACCUUUGUGUGAAAAAUUGUGGCGCCCAUUUCCUAGCGGAAAUCAACCAGAAGGAGUUUAUCGACUACUUGGUCGAUUUCAUCUUCAAAGUGCACUACAAUACGAAAGAUUACAAGGUUUACUCUUCUGAGGCAAAAUAUAAGAUCGGUAAUACCAUAUUGAAGUAUAUCAAGGAGUGGAACUUGUGUCUCAUGGACGUCACCAAGACGAAGUACUUGGACAGAGCUUACCAGCUGCUAUUGCUGCAAGGAUACGAUUUUCCGGAAGUCGACAGCCUGCUUCUACAGUCUGCAUCAACGUUUGCAGACUCGAGAGCCCCUCCCGAUUGGAUCGACGGGAAUGAGUGUAUGAUUUGUUACAAUCCUUUCAGUGUGAUGAACAGAAAGCACCAUUGCCGUGCAUGCGGCGGAGUAUUUUGCCAGACCCACUCCAGCAACAACAUACCAUUGCCUGCGUUGGGAAUUCUCCAGCCUGUGAGGGUUUGCGAUGACUGCUACCAGAUCCACAAGAGUAAGACCUCUGACGGCACCAAGAAGAGCACUAGCAGGAAGCCUUUGCCCAAGGAGCCGACAAACCCAGUGGAGAGCGAAGAAGACGAACAGCUUAGAAAGGCUAUCGAGUUGAGCUUGCAGGAAUCUCAAGGCUCCUCUACUAAUUAUGCUCCUCCGCCAACUGCUCCACCUGCACCGAAACCAACAGAUUCUAGUGCAGUGUCUGACGAAGAUAUGGACGAUGACAUGAAAGCAGCGAUCGAGGCUUCAUUGAAAGAAUAUAAACAAGAGCAGAGUUAUAGACAGCCGGAGCCACUGCUGGGGUACUCUCUGUACCCUUCACAACCGUCGGCGUCGAACCACCUGUAUUCUGAAUCACAGCUGGAAUUUUACCAGAAUUCUCUUCCAUUUGAUCCAAAUGCAUACUCCCAGCCCCCAGCGCAGCAAACUCAACCUGAAUUUCACCGGCAACAACCUCAGCAUACAUUCAACCAGACUAAUUCAAGUAAUCCAAUGUUGACAGCGCAACAAGCACAACCGCAAGGAGAGCUUUCUCCGCAACGAACUCAUGUGGAGGAUUUGACCGAGGAGGAAGAGGAGCUGAUCAAUCUCUACUUGCAACUCAUAAAUGGGGUCAAACAAGACAGAUCAAAACAGGCGAACAUCUUGUAUGACCAAGACCUUAACGACUUGCAUGCAAGGGUAAUCAGAUUGAAGCCAAAAUUGAAUCGUUCGCUUCGUCUGGCGAUCGAAAAACAUGACACGUUCAUGGAGAUGAACAACAAAAUCAGCACUAUUACUCGUCUAUACGACCAGUUUUUGGAAGAUAAACUCAAUCAAGCAUACAACAGGCAUAGCAUCUCGUCGCCCCAAUUCAGUCCAGUUCAAUCUUAUGGCAUGCCUCCACAGGGUCCCGGCUCUCAGCCAUUCCAGGCGUAUACUGGUCAAUUAUCAGGUCAGCACACUGGUCAGCAUACCGGUCAACACCCAGCAGCUCCAGUCGAUACUUCCCCAAUCAUGUCUCGUCAAUCUACAGCAUCUGGACAGGGAAGUGUCGCUCAGCAUACGGGCUCUUACUCCGUGAAACGACAAGGUACCGGCUAUCCUCAACAGAACUUCGGUCAACCUUAUCCUCCACCUCCUUCUCUGAGUAUUCCUUAUCCUAUGGAUCUGUCUGCCAUGCAAGAGACACCUUCACAGCAAAGUGAAGCUUACGACCAUCAAUCCUCAGCGUUUCCAAUCACGUCGUUUCCUACAUAUCCAUCCCAGCCUGACUUGGAAAGCGAGGACGUACCUGAUGCACCAAAGACCACCAACGGCAGCGCCAUACAGAACACCGGUUUCUAUCCUACAGAGGUACCACUCGAUAACAGUGAUGGAGAAAGUACCACGAGCGUGGCCAGCAGGUAUCCACCUGUUGCUGCCGGAGAGGGUUUUGAAGUUCAAGAACCUGUGGCCGCACACGAGCAUGCCUCUGAAAGGUAUCCUACAAUUGCACAGAUCGAACAGAAAGAGCAAGGAAAUAUCGAAGCUGAAGUGUCCAUUCAGCCAUCAGAAAUCAAGCGGCCAAAGUCUGAACCUGAGCCACUUAUCGAAUUGUGA